This is a messenger RNA of Lonchura striata (white-rumped munia), 2887 nucleotides long. It is a transcript of the gene TAS1R3, whose product is annotated as taste 1 receptor member 3. The record is from RefSeq and is a predicted model, not a curated record. Gene Ontology annotation, cellular component: plasma membrane. Lineage: Eukaryota; Metazoa; Chordata; Aves; Passeriformes; Estrildidae. Gene Ontology annotation, molecular function: G protein-coupled receptor activity; sweet taste receptor activity. Gene Ontology annotation, biological process: G protein-coupled receptor signaling pathway; sensory perception of umami taste; sensory perception of sweet taste.
UUCCUGCCUGGAGAAGCCACCGGCGCUGUGCUGUUCCCCAGGUUGCUGCCCAAGGGGCUGAUCAGGGCCCUGGGGAUGAUGUUCGCCAUCGAGCAGAUCAACAACUCCAGCCGGGUGCUGCCGGGGCUCCAGCUGGGCUAUGAGCUGCACGACUCGUGCUCCGAGCCGCUGGUGGCCCUUCAGCCCAGCCUCCUCUUCCUCGCCCGCCGCGGCUCCUCGGGCAUCGCGCUGCUGCGGGACUACACCGAGUACCAGCCCCGCGUCGCCGCCGUCAUCGGGCCCCACUCCUCCGACCUGUGCCUGCUCACGGCCAAGCUCUUCAGCUCCUUCCUCAUCCCACAGGUGAGCUACGGAGCCAGCAGUGAGACCCUGAGCAACACGGAGCUGUACCCGUCCUUCUACCGCACCGUGCCCAGCGACAAGAACAUGGUGGAGGCCGUGGUGCUUCUCCUCAGCCAGUUUGGCUGGAACUGGGUCGCCACGGUGGGCAGCGAUGACGAGUACGGCCGGGGGGCCCAGGCCCUCUUCCUGAGCAUGGCCAGCACCAACAACAUCUGCAUCGCCUUCGAGGGGCUCAUCCCCGACGACCUGACCGAGCCUAAUGCCAAAACGCAGCUGGAAAACACAAUUAAAUUAAUUAACAGCACCAAAGUCAACGUCAUCGUGCUGCUCGCGCAGACCUCGGCAGCCCAGGCCCUGCUGCAGCACAGCAUCAGGAUGGGGCUGGGCAAGAAGGUCUGGAUUGGCACCGAGGCCUGGAUGGUGUCGGACAUCCCCACCACCACGCCCAACAUCCAGAGCGUGGGGACAGUGCUGGGCUUUGUCACGAGAACGGGGACGGUCCCCGGCUUCCGGGAGUAUGUGGCCGAGCUCUUCCGCUCUGUCACUCAGGAGGAGUUCUGCCGGCAGUCCUGGGAGCUGAGCCGAAGCACGGACGCCGAGGAGCUGGACACGCCAUGCCAGCAGUGUGGCAACGUCACCCUCGGGGACAUCUGGCCCAUGCUGGAGGUGACCGCGGUGCAGCCGGUGCACAUGGCCGUGUACAGCGUGGCCCACGCCCUGCACAGAGCUCUGGGCUGCACCUCCAAAGGCUGUCCCAAAACACCCAUCAGGUCCUGGCAGCUGCUGCACUUCAUGAACACCCUCCCGUUCGAGGUGAAUGGCCAGAGCUUCAGGUUUGAUCAAUCCCACGGCACAAACACUGGGUACAAACUCAUCCUCUGGGCCUGGAGGGACGGCACCGUGACCCACCUGCCCGUGGGGAACUAUGACCAGUCCCUGUACAUCCGUAAGUCCCAGAUCCAGUUCCACACCGCAGAUAAGAAGGAGCCCACGUCCGAGUGCUUCAAGCGCUGCCAACCAGGACAAUUCAGAAGAAUAAAAGGAUUCAACCUCUGCUGCUAUGACUGCACAGACUGCUCAGAAAACACCUGGAGCAGCACAGACAGCACCAGCUGCUCCCCGUGCCCGCGGCACCAGUGGGCGCCCGCCCGCAGCACGCGCUGCCACGACCGCGGCGAGCGCUUCCUCUUCUGGGACGAGCCCCUGGCCCUGGCCCUGCUGAGCCUGGCGGCGCUGGCGGCGGCCCUGAGCGCGGCGGCGGCCCUGCUGUUCCUCAGGCACCUGCAGACUCCCCUGGUGCAGCUGGCAGGGGGUGCCAGGAGCCUCUUUGCCCUGCUCUGGCUGCUGCUGCAGAGCCUCAGCUGCUGCCUGUACGUGGGCAGGCCCGGCGCGGCGCUCUGCUCGCUGCAGCAGCUCUCCUACGCCCUGUGCCUCAACGGCUGCUUCUCCACCUUGGUGCCCAAGGCCCUGGAGAUCGCCCUGCGGACGGAAUUCCCCCGCCGCGCCCCGGGGCUGCUGCGCUGGGUGACCCAGGGCAGGGCUUGGCUGCUGGUGGCCACCUCCAUGCUCGCCCAGGCGUUGCUCUGCUUGUGCCACCUCCACCUGGGCCCCGACUACCUGGUGGCCGACUACGAGUCCCUGCCCAGCGAGGUGCUGCUGGUGUGUGGCACCCAGUCCUGGGCUGCCUUCGCCCUCCUGCACAGCUACAACAGCUGCCUGGCCUUCUCCUGCUUCCUGUGCACCUUCAUGGUGCAAACCCCGGCCGGGAGGUACAACGUGGCCAGGGGCAUCACCUUCGCCACCCUCAUCUAUUUUGUCGUCUCCAUCUUCUUCGUGGUGGUUUUCACCACGCUCAGGACGGUCCUCAGGGCCGUCACGCAGAUUUGCACCAUCCUGGCCACCACCCUGGGCAUCCUGGCCAGUUUCUUCAUGCCCAAGUGUUACAUCUUGGUGUUCAGGCCUGAUCUGAACACGGGGGAUUAUUGCCAGAACCCCUCUGAGCAGCAGCCAGAGCAGGACAGGCAAUAAACCACCCCCUGCCUCACCUGCUCCUCGCAGGAGGUGGAUUUUAAGGAGAAAAUCUUGUUUAGGAGCACUCUGUGGCCCCAGGCACAAAAUCAGCUCUGAACUGGAGCUGUGAAAGCACAGGGCUCAGCAGAGCAGCAACCUCCAUCCUCUCUGGAAGCACAUUUCAGCCCCCAAAAUCAGCCAGAAUUAAUUCAGUUAAUGAAAGAAUCUCCAGAAAUUAUAUUUUACAUCCAUCUCUCAAGUCUGGCAAUGUGAGUCACCAACACCACUCCCCUGUAAACACGUCUGGUAAUUUCCCUUUUUUAUUAAGCAGCUCCUGAGAUAGAUCCAGGAAUCCUCUCCCCAGCCUUGUAAGAAUUGUCAAAUCUGUCCAAUAAAAGGGAAGUAAAAAGAACAUUGUGGCAGGUACCAGCAGCUGUGUGUGUGGCACAAAGGGAGCAUUACCCAUUCAAAUCCCAGCUCACUCACUUCUGCCUUAAACAGGGCCAGAGAAAUCAUGAUUUAUAAGAAUAAAAAU